Molecule: messenger RNA, 897 nt
Organism: Xiphias gladius (swordfish)
Lineage: Eukaryota; Metazoa; Chordata; Actinopteri; Istiophoriformes; Xiphiidae
Product: histone H2A
Exons: 1
Coding region: 107-493 (128 amino acids)
Cellular component (GO): nucleosome
Molecular function (GO): protein heterodimerization activity; structural constituent of chromatin; DNA binding
Source: RefSeq, a predicted model, not a curated record
UGCGGUUUAUAUGCCUUUACUCACAAAUCAGUUACGUAGAGACACAGGCUCGCGCAAUCGCUGUUCGUGGUAGCUCGUCUUAAUCAAUAACCACAUUGAAACGAUCAUGUCUGGCAGAGGGAAAACCGGAGGCAAAGCCCGAGCAAAGGCCAAGUCUCGCUCCUCCCGUGCCGGACUUCAGUUCCCGGUGGGCCGAGUCCACAGGCUACUGCGUAAGGGCAACUAUGCGGAGCGCGUUGGCGCCGGGGCUCCGGUGUAUUUGGCAGCCGUGCUGGAGUAUUUGACCGCUGAGAUCCUGGAGCUGGCAGGCAACGCGGCCAGGGACAACAAGAAGACCAGGAUCAUCCCACGGCACCUCCAGUUGGCCGUGCGCAACGACGAGGAGCUCAACAAGCUGCUGGGAGGUGUGACCAUCGCGCAGGGAGGAGUGCUGCCCAACAUCCAGGCUGUUCUCCUCCCCAAGAAGACGGAGAAACCGGCCAAAAGCAAGUAAAAGACUACCCGCAGGCCCUGAUUCAGUCGGGACAAAGGGCUCACCUCGGAGCUGGCCACUUUUUCAUAUCAGUGUUCGUUUUUUGGAUAAACAACCUUUCAAACAGGGGGGCUGUGUUUCGUGUUGCUGUUUCUACAUUGAAAACAUGCACUCGCUUCUCAUCGGGACUAUUCAUAGACUGCUCAGUAGCCACUGAUGUGUUCUUGGAUCCGAAAAUGGAGGCGCUUUCUGAAGGCUGGGGAUGAAGGCCGCGGAAAAAAAUCCCGUUCUUAAUAUGGACCAAUUCUGAAGGGAGGGGUGGUUUUAGUUUCGCAGUGCUGCUACAAAACGUGCAAAAUUGUUGUAUUGUUUGUCAUGUUUCAAUAAAUGUCCUGCAGCCUUUUGGCACGGGGCGAAUACGUUCA